Oncorhynchus tshawytscha (Chinook salmon) is the source of this 1113-nucleotide messenger RNA. RefSeq names its product ChaC, cation transport regulator homolog 2 (E. coli) (gene chac2). Lineage: Eukaryota; Metazoa; Chordata; Actinopteri; Salmoniformes; Salmonidae. Gene Ontology annotation, molecular function: gamma-glutamylcyclotransferase activity; glutathione specific gamma-glutamylcyclotransferase activity. Gene Ontology annotation, cellular component: cytoplasm. Gene Ontology annotation, biological process: glutathione catabolic process. The record is from RefSeq and is a predicted model, not a curated record. The coding region runs from base 240 to 890 and encodes 216 amino acids. The transcript has 4 exons.
CCUGGCAAGUAAAGUCUGUCCUUGCAAGUUCUGUCUGACUAUCACGUGACGAGUUGCUGGUUGCUUGAGAUAGAAGUAGCUGGUCGCGACAUUGAGCUCCGUUGUGAAUGCAGUACAGUAUUAGCUGCCACUAACAGAAAAGAUGGUGGUGUAUAGUGCUAAAAACUAAAUGUUUGACAGUACACGCUACGUGAGGUGUGACAGUUAUCCAGCCAGGUGGAGGAGCAGGUACAGUAGCUAUGUGGGUGUUCGGUUAUGGCUCUCUGAUCUGGAAGGUGGAUUUUCCCUAUGAGGAGAAGCGGAUCGGCUACAUUAUAGGCUUCAGCCGGCGCUUCUGGCAAGGCAGCACCGACCACAGGGGAGUGCCAGGCAAGCCUGGCCGAGUCGUGACUCUGGUGGAGGACCCAGAGGGUUGUGUCUGGGGCGUGGCAUAUAAGCUGCCGUCUGGCCGAGAGCAGGAAGUGAAGUGUUACCUUGACUACCGGGAGAAGGGCGGUUACCGCGUCAUCGCAGUGAACUUUCACCCCAGACCCUCCGUGACCCCCACACGACAAACUGACACUACCCCUGAACCCAGCCAGGCUCUGCUCUACAUCGGUUCUAAUGACAGCCCUGACUACCUGGGUCCCGCCCCCCUGGAGCAGAUAGCCAAUCAGAUUGUAGAUGCUGUCGGACCGAGUGGACGGAACACUGAAUACCUGUUUUCAUUGGCUGAGGCGCUGAGGACCCUCCUCCCUGAAGACUCAGACACACACCUCUUCUCUCUCGAAGACCUGGUUAGAGAGAGACUAGCACACACACUUACUACAUGUGUGUCAGUAAACCAUCGCAGGGAUGCUGUAGAUUGUCAGUCAUGUGAUUGUCUCCAGGACUGUUCAGAGCUGGGUUAGGACUGUUCAGAGCUGGGUAAGGGUUGGGACUGUUCAGAGCUGGGUUAGGACUGUUCAGAGCUGGGUUAGGACUGUUCAGAGCUGGGUUAGGACUGUUCAGAGCUGGGUUAGGACUGUUCAGAGCUGGGUUAGGACUGUUCAGAGCUGGGUUAGGGUUAGGACUGUUCAGAGCUGGGUUAGGGUUGGGACUGUUCAGAGCUGGGUUAGGACUGUUCAGAGCUGG